Molecule: messenger RNA, 510 nt
Organism: Carassius auratus (goldfish)
Lineage: Eukaryota; Metazoa; Chordata; Actinopteri; Cypriniformes; Cyprinidae
Exons: 4
Coding region: 1-384 (127 amino acids)
Biological process (GO): synaptic vesicle endocytosis
Source: RefSeq, a predicted model, not a curated record
AUGCUCCUGAGCUGUGAGCGGAGUUCGAGGAGUCUGGACCAGGAAUCUCCUCCUAAGAAGCGAAGGCAGCAGCACAGUUUUGCCUCCAGCUCCCAACUACUGACUGCAAAGCGAGUGCCCACCUCUCUGCAGAGCAAGAGCAGUGACAUUGAGAACACUGUCUUCUAUAUCCCUGGAGUGGAUGUUAAGCUGCAUUACAAUUCUAAAAUGCUGAAGACUGAUUCGCCCAAUGCCUCGCGUGGAUCGUCCCUUCCCAGAACCUUUUCCAAAGAGUCCAAGCUGUAUGGUAUGAGAGAUGCACCCACACCAGCAACCUCAGGCCCUGGCAAGACUUACACACUCCUCUUCCCCCCCUCCCCCUCCUCUCCCUUCAGCCAAAGGUAAAGCAAGUGUAGGGGUGAAGACGGCUAAGCUGUAUGCAUGGGUAGCUCUGCAGACACUGCCAGAGGAAAUGGUCAUCAGUCCAUGUCUGCUAGACUUCCUGGAGAAAGCACUGGAGACCAUUCCCAU